CACCAGCCGCAUGAACCCUCCGCUAGAUCCGCAUUGUCCAUCCGCCUAAUCGCGUAUCUCAGCACCGAACCGACGGUCAGAACCCUCGCCGAGGGGUCACCCUGUCGCCAAGUCUAGUCAGACUUGUGCUUCCGUGACCUCGACGCAGCAGGGAUCACGCAGCCACGCAACCAACUGAAGCUAGCAAACCAUGUCCAUGGAACUGGCCGUGAUCCACCUCGCGCGCCCAGCCCUCACACCGUCGCCUUCGCUGCGGCCGCGUGGACGGCGCAUGCUGCGCCUACGCGUGAGGUGCCGCAUCGACGGGGAUGAGGGGGGUGGAGCCCGGGGGAGCGAGGAGGACGAGCCCGAGUCGCUGUUUGCAAAGGAGCUGAGGCGGCGGGGUAUGGCGGCGGGGUCCGUCCCUUCCGGGGAGAAGUCGGGGGCAGCCGCGGAGGCGGAGGAAGGCGGCCCAGGGGGAGAGGCGGGGAGGAAGCGCGGGGUCGGUGCGGCGGCGGCGGAGUUCGAGAGGGCUGCGUCGGGGGCGGACGGGCAGAGAGAGCGGUCCGUGGCGCUCAACAGCGAAGGCCUUGAGGGUCUAGUACCACGGGCAAAGCUGUUAUUAUCACUUGGUGGUACUUUUUUCCUGGCAUUUGGUCCUCUGAUUAUUGUCACGGUUUCUCUAUUUGCUGGUCUUUAUCUGUAUUUUGGGCAAAGCUUUGUACACGACGGGAGCAAGAAACCAGUCGCGCCACCACCAUACAUUGAUCCAUAUGAGCUACUGGAAGAUGAUAGGAUCUCCCGGCCCUCCCUUGAUGUGUUCUGAAUCUCCACGACAAAAGGAUAGUAUUUGUAGAUAGCUCAAUAAUUUUCUUGUUUUACUAGAUAUGUACCUGUAAAUGCAAUAGCUGUAGACUGUUAUUAUCCGGAAAUUGGCAAUGGCUCGUAGGUGCAUAUGCACCCAUUGUCUAAAUACACAUUUUAAAAAGUUUACAAUAAAAUUUGCGAAAAAUCUCGCGCCAAAA
Messenger RNA from Aegilops tauschii subsp. strangulata, 1004 nucleotides. RefSeq lists its product as uncharacterized. The record is from RefSeq and is a predicted model, not a curated record. NCBI's taxonomy places the organism in Eukaryota, Viridiplantae, Streptophyta, Magnoliopsida, Poales, Poaceae.